Limulus polyphemus (Atlantic horseshoe crab) is the source of this 2403-nucleotide messenger RNA. RefSeq lists its product as uncharacterized. The coding region runs from base 169 to 1674 and encodes 501 amino acids. Gene Ontology annotation, molecular function: protein tyrosine/serine/threonine phosphatase activity; polynucleotide 5'-phosphatase activity. Gene Ontology annotation, biological process: protein dephosphorylation. The record is from RefSeq and is a predicted model, not a curated record. NCBI's taxonomy places the organism in Eukaryota, Metazoa, Arthropoda, Merostomata, Xiphosura, Limulidae. The transcript has 10 exons.
AUAUGGCAUCUCUUAUGGUUACUUGUUGGCAUUUUGUUUGAUGAAAGUUAGGCUUAACGAUACAUAUUGUUGUCCUUAUUUUAUUUUUUAUUUCCCAAACAUUUCAGUAAUUUGCAUAGAUCUAGAUAACUUAUUACCUUGGUUUUGGUCUUAAAACAUACACCAAUCAUGUCGCCAAAAAAUAUACCAGACAGGUGGGAAGCAUAUUCAGCAAUUGGGAAUAUUAUUACUGGAACUCGGUUCAUUCCAUUUAAGGUUCCCUUAAAAGAGGCAAUAUGUCGAAAUUUACCACAGAAUCGUUGGUUUACGCCUGGCAUGUUGACAGAGAAUGUGAAAGGUUUAGGUCUGGUUAUAGAUCUGACGAACACAAGACGGUAUUACGACUCUGAGGAACUAGAAAGAAAGAACAUAAAGUAUUUUAAGAUAUUUUGUGAAGGACGACAGAUACCCAGCAGCAAGGUUACAACAAGUUUCUUCAAGGCUGUCGAAGACUUUCAAAGGACCGAAGGUGAAAUAGGUAAACUGAUUGGAGUCCAUUGUACGCAUGGUCUGAACAGGACUGGUUAUUUAAUUUGUCGAUACAUGAUUGAUCGGAUGAACUUCCCUCCACGCGAAGCUAUUCAAGCCUUUCAAGUAGCCAGAGGUUAUCCAAUUGAAAGAAAAGAGUACGUGAACAACUUGCUUGGAGACAGUUUUUCUGAUGACCGAAAGAUAAAUCCAAAUACCAAAAAAGACAAAUACUUAGAACUCCCAUCUGUACAAUUUCAAAUUCGCUACUCAAAACCUAAGCAAUCAGAGUGGCCAAUUGAAAAAAAGCAAAAAUGUUUUGGAAUUCGAGACUGGAUACAAAACUCUUCUCACCGACAAUUUAGUAGACCACGUGAGAAAACAUAUGGAAUGCAGGAGUCCUUAUCUGGGCAACCAGCUGAAUCAGGUAUGCAACACCACAUAACACAAAACUCCUUACUCCAACAACCUAGUGGAUCAUCUAAGAUGACUUAUGGAAUGCAGGAGUCGUUACCUCGCCACCCCGUUAGGUCAGAUAGGCAACACUAUAUAACACAAAACUCCUUACUCCAACAACCUAGUGGAUCAUCUAAGAUGACUUAUGGAAUGCAGGAGUCGUUACCUCGCCACCUCGUUAGGUCAGAUAGGCAACACCACAUAACACAAAACUCCUUACUCCAACAACCUAGUGGCUCAUCUAAGAUGACUUAUGGAAUGCAGGAGUCGUUACCUCGUUACCCCGUUAGGUCAGAUAGGCAACACUAUAUAACACAAAACUCCUUACUCCAACAACCUAGUGGAUCAUCUAAGAUAACUUAUGGAAUGCAGGAGUCAUUACCUAGCCAUCCCGUUAGGCCAGAUAUGCAACACUAUAUAACACAAAACUCCUUAUUACAACGACCUAGUGGAUCAUCUGAGUUAACCUACGGAAGUACAGGAGUUGUUAGGUCACGUAAGCAGAAGAAUCAAACACAAAACUUUUUAUGCCAACAGCCUCGUACCUCACGUAAAGUAACAUACAAAAUGCAGGAAUCGUUACCACGGCAACCCUACAGAUAUCGUGAAAAGUAUUACACCAUACAGAAUUUUUUACAUCAACGACCUAGUGGAUCACGCGAGGCAAUCAACGAAACGUUUAUGUCUAGAAGAUCAAACGAAAAUUUUUGACAAAUGGAUAAACCAUUCCUGCCAAAUCUUGACGGUUCGUGUAAAGAUACUUACAAACUGGAGAAUUCAUUCGACCCGACGAAGAGCGGAACACACAGAAGAUCUUACAAAACUGUCUCCGAAGGGUCACUUAAAUAUCUGUUAAGGUGUAAGCCGUAGUAACAGCAGUGAAUCAUAUUACACGAAAAGUUUAAAACAACAGCAAAUCGAUCUAAACAAUCCUUUGAAUAUCGUGAAAAUAAUUGAAGUGGUCACCAGAAAUGUCUGUGAAACUUAUCCAGAAAUAACUGUUCAGGUUUAAUAGAUAUUUUUGUUGUAAAAUACUUAGCACGAAUUUAUGAGAACGAAAAGAAAAACAAAUGACCGGUUUCAUUUAAUGACACAUGUAUGGAGGACAGAAUUUGCAGGAAUGGGGAAUAAAUUGAAAAAUAUUACCUUUGACAUAUUUUAUUAAGCUGACAAGCUACUGAAGGUAAUAGGUGAGAAAAGAUUUCAAAAUGUUUUAUCAUAUAGCUUUCCUUUAAUAAUAGAGUAACUGCAGUAGUUUUGUGCUUUUAUAUUUUUAUCUUUUUGUUAUAAGAAAAAAUUGUGAUAACAUUCGAAACCCACAUUGAAAUUGAAAUUAUGGAAAAUAUUUUAUCAAUGUCAGUGACUUGGGAUAAAAGUGGUGUUAACUUGCGAUGUCCUGUGUAUGUAUACUAUGAAAAAUAAAGACUUAACUGAAUGAAA